Fulvia fulva is the source of this 816-nucleotide messenger RNA. RefSeq names its product Endoglucanase cel12A. Gene Ontology annotation, molecular function: cellulase activity. Bases 1 to 816 code for a protein of 271 amino acids. Gene Ontology annotation, biological process: polysaccharide catabolic process. The record is from RefSeq and is a predicted model, not a curated record. NCBI's taxonomy places the organism in Eukaryota, Fungi, Ascomycota, Dothideomycetes, Mycosphaerellales, Mycosphaerellaceae. The transcript is spliced from 2 exons.
AUGCUACUCUCACACUCCUUACUCACAAUCGCUCAGGCAGCGACGAUUCUUGCUUUACCACAGCACACAUCACCAUUAGCUCGUGCAGGCACAGGACCACAGAACCUCUGCGGGGCACCUAAUGAGUUUGCCAUCAUCGAAGGUUCUCCCUGGAUCGUCUACUCGAUGAACUAUGCCUACCAGCAAAUCGACGGAAAUGCAUGUGCCGGCUACGAAGGCCUGGCAACGGCUAGCGAUGGCUCUCAACAGAUCAAGUGGAACAGUACGUGGUCCAUCGCCGAGGACAGCAAUGCAGAUGUUGUUAAGGGAUAUGAGUUUGUCGGCUUGACGCAGAAUUUGGAGAAUGCGAUUGAUGCUAUUGAGAGUAUUCCUGCGAUGUAUUCGUGGGCUAGGACGAAUGAGACGGGGUAUAAAGGCAACGUCUGCUUCGGCUUCAUGACCUCCGACACAAAAGGCGACUCCACCAGCUCCUCAGCUCAAGAACUCAUGCUCUGGCUCCGCUACGAAGGUAGACAAUUUCCACUUGGCUACGUCGAAGGUCCAAUUGCUACGAUUCAACUCUACGAUAAGUCUUGGACUCUGUACCAAGGCAAGAACGAAGACACUGGUAUCACAGUCAGCAGUCUGCUCGUGGAUGAAGCGGAUCAGUAUCGUGGUUCUUUUGAGGGAGAUAUCAAGGGCUGGCUUCUCGCGAUGGUGGAUCAGGGAUUGUUCACUACGAGCAUGUAUUUGGAUGUUGGAAAUGCGGGUAUGGAGCCUUUCUAUGGGACCGUGAGCUUUGAGAAUACAUUGGGCCUGCAGAUUGAUCUGGCUUGA